This is a messenger RNA of Cuscuta epithymum, 3629 nucleotides long. NCBI's taxonomy places the organism in Eukaryota, Viridiplantae, Streptophyta, Magnoliopsida, Solanales, Convolvulaceae. The record is from the annotation of a GenBank genome assembly.
UCUACUGCUCCUCUUCCUAAUUGUCGCUCAUGUCAUUGCUCUGGUUUACUGGAUUUUUCGCCUUGCAACUGAGAAGCAACCUCAAAGAACUAAGAGAAACUAGUUCUCCACAUUUCUCGGUUUAUCAAUGUUGAUAUGUAGGGAUUUGUCUGGAAACAAAUUGAGUGGUCAACUAUAUGCUUCAGUGAGGAAUCUCUCCUUAUUUUUUACAUCGGGAGAAGAUUGCAAAACCAUGAGCGCCUUUACUGCAUUAUCUAGUUUAGCCAUACUUGGUGAUUCCUGUAAGAUUACGCGUACAUCUAGACAAGAAAUAAGACCGUUCUCUAGUACAACCACACAGAGAAUUGAGGAAGAUUAUGGAGCAGCUCGCGCUGCCUGGGGAGCUGCGGCUGAAGCAAUCAGACAAGACAGAAUAUGCAAUGGUAGUUACCUUACUGCUGAAGAUGUACAGUUUAGAGUCCAUUUUUCCAAACCAUUAAUAUGCACUGGGCUGAUGUCAAAUAACAAGGUUGGCAGUUUAACAUUAUCUCCUGUCGUGCCUCCGACUGAGUUAUUAUUGACAUCGAAAGCAAAAGAAAAGAAGCUGGAGAAAACUUUUAUGCCAGAUUUGGUUGGAUCAGACCAGUCUCAGCCGGAAAAAGUCACUGCCUCUGAAAAGAGCAUUACCGAGGACAACCUUCGUGAGAGGUUGCCAGAUGAAGGCAUUUUAACUCAGAAAAAAGAAAGCAACUUUGCUGAUUUGGUUGGAUCAGAUCAGUCUCAGCUGGAAAACGUUAAUGCCUCAGAAAAGAGCAUUACCGAGGACAACCUUCGUGAGAGGUUGCCAGAUGGAGGCAUUCCAACUCAGAAAACAGAAAGCAACUUUGCUGAUUUGGUUGGAUCAGACCAGUCUCAGCUGGAAAAAGUUACUGCCUCAGAAAAGAGCAUUACCGAGGACAACCUUUGUGAGAGGUUGCCAGAUGGAGGCAUUCCAACUCAGAAAACAGAAAGCAACUUUGCUGAUUUGGUUGGAUCAGACCAGUCUCAGCUGGAAAAAGUUACUGCCUCAGAAAAGAUCAUUACCAAGGACAACCUCCGUGAGAGGUUGGUUUCCAUUUAUGAGAAAGUUUUCAUAGUCAACAACAUCUCACUCGCCAAGGAAGUUGUCAGUAAGCUUACAAAUGAGUACAGGGAUUCAAUCCACGCAUGUGAUACUGAGGUAGCAAAGAUUGAUGUCAAGAAUGAGACACCAGUUGGUCAUGGAGAAAUCAUAUGUUUCAGCAUUUAUUCUGGAUCUCAUGCUGAUUUUGGAAAUGGAAAAUCUUGUGUCUGGAUUGAUGUCCUUGAUGGUGGCGGGAAGGACAUUUUAGUAGAAUUUGCCCCCUUUUUCGAAGACCCGUCAAUUAAAAAGGUAUGGCACAACUAUAGCUUUGAUUGUCACAUAAUAGAGAACUAUGGUCUCAAAGUGUCUGGGUUUUAUGCUGAUACAAUGCACAUGGCACGAUUAUGGGAUUCCUCUAGACGAACAGGGGGAGGCUAUUCUCUUGAGGCACUUACAAGUGAUAAAUCUGUCAUGCGUGCUGCAAGUGUGCCGGUGCCCCCUGCUGAACAACUGUUUGGUAAGGUGUCAAUGAAAACUAUUUUUGGCAGGAAAAAGCUGAAGAAAGAUGGAACUGAGGGUAAAGUUGAUAUCAUUCCAUCUGUUGAGGAGCUGCAAAGAGAGAAUCACAAACUAUGGGUUUCUUACUCUGCAUUCGAUGCUAUAAGUACAUUGAUGCUUUAUGAUAGUUUGAAAACCAAACUCUCUAAAGGGGUCUGGAUGCUUGAUGGAGUUUAUAAAGGGACCAUGCUAAACUUUUAUGAGAGAUACUGGCUUCCAUUUGGUGAGCUUUUGGUUCGUAUGGAAACUGAGGGCGUGCUUGUUGAUCGUUCUUAUCUUGCUGAGUUGCAGAAAGUGGCCCAAGCCGAGCAGGAGAUAUCAUCUAUCAGAUUUCGCAACUGGGCAUCCAAGUACUGCCCUGAUGCAAAAUACAUGAAUGUGGGCAGUGAUACUCAGUUGCGCCAGCUCUUUUUUGGAGGUAUUCUGAAUAGGAAGGACCCUAAUCAGACUCUUGACAUUGAGAAGGAUUUUAAAGUUCUGAAUGCAGAUAAUAUAAUUGAAAAAGACAAGAAGGCUCCAACAAAGUAUUGUAAGAUCACACUUCAUAAGAUUGGUGAUGACAUCGAGACUGAUUUCUAUACUGCUAGUGGUUGGCCAUCUGUUAGUGGAGAUGCUUUAAAAGCUCUUGCUGGUAAAGUUUCUGCUGAUUUUCAAAUCAUGAGCGAAGCAGAUGACAAAGAGGAGGAAGUGUUCUUUCCAAGCAGUGACGAAUCUCCUGGGCUUCAUAAUGAAACAUGUACGGAGCCAGAAGCUUCAGGGUAUGGAACAGCUUAUAAUGCUUUUGGAGGUGGAAAAGAAGGCAUAGAGGCAUGUUAUGCCAUUGCCUCUUUAUGUCAAAUAUGCUCCAUUGACUCUCUAAUAUCAAACUUCAUCAUCCCUUUGCAGGGAGGGGCGGUUUCAGGAAAGGAUGGACGCAUCCAUUGUUCACUGAACAUAAAUACAGAAACUGGGCGCUUGUCAGCUAGGAGACCAAAUUUGCAGAACCAGCCAGCUUUGGAAAAAGACAGGUAUAAAAUCCGUCAAGCGUUUAUAGCUUCACCUGGGAAUUCCUUAAUUGUUGCAGACUAUGGGCAGUUGGAGCUUAGGAUUCUUGCACAUCUUGCAAAUUGUGAGAGCAUGUUAGCUGCCUUUAAGGCUGGGGGAGACUUCCAUUCGAGAACAGCUUUAAAUAUGUAUUCGCACAUACGAGAAGCAGUUGAACAAAAACGUGUUCUACUUGAGUGGCACCCUCAGCCUGGUGAAGAUAUGCCACCAGUUCCACUACUAAAGGAUGCUUUUGCCUCUGAAAGAAGAAAAGCAAAGAUGCUUAAUUUUUCUAUUGCUUAUGGAAAAACUACUGUGGGGCUUGCUCGGGAUUGGAAGGUAUCUGUCAAGGAAGCCAAAGAAACAGUAGAUCGGUGGUAUAGUGACAGGAAGGAAGUUUUAACUUGGCAAGAACAACGUAAAUCUGAAGCACACGAGUUUGGACGUGUUUACACACUGUUAGGACGGACACGCUUGUUCCCUUCACUUAAACAUGCAACCAAUGCUUUUAAAGGCCACAUUGAACGAGCUGCCAUCAAUACUCCUGUCCAGGGAAGUGCUGCAGAUGUUGCAAUGUGUGCCAUGCUAGAAAUAUCAAAGAACCAACGGUUGAAGGAGCUUGGCUGGAAACUGCUUUUACAGGUUCACGAUGAAGUAAUUCUUGAAGGGCCGACCGAAUCAGCAGAGGAAGCAAAGGGUAUUGUUGUUGAUUGUAUGUCCAAACCCUUCGAUGGAAAGAAUAUUCUAAGAGUUGGACUAUCUGUUGAUGCUAAAUGUGCUCAAAAUUGGUAUUCUGCCAAAUAGUGUUGUUUUAGUUCAAAUGCCCUUGCAUUCAAGCACAGUAAUAUGAAAAUGAGAAUACUAUUGGUAAUGUUAAAUUUUAUCACAUCAAGUUAGUAGCAUGUGGUUAAUUAAAUGUAUAUUAAUGAAAUAAUCUGAUGGAGUAUAUGGCCCAGGGACCCCCGGC